This is a messenger RNA of Megachile rotundata (alfalfa leafcutting bee), 2004 nucleotides long. RefSeq lists its product as uncharacterized. The record is from RefSeq and is a predicted model, not a curated record. Lineage: Eukaryota; Metazoa; Arthropoda; Insecta; Hymenoptera; Megachilidae.
CAUUUCAUUUUUACUGUUAUGGAAUAUUUCAAAGAUUAGAACACAACUCAAUAUUGUACGUAAACUUACAUUAACCUAUAUCAUUAACCGGUAAAUUAAUUUACGUUUUGACACCACAAACAUUAUGAAUAAAUUUGGAAAAUCGGUGACAAAGUAUAGUGGACAAGAAGGAAGGAAAAGAAUUAAUAAUCACGAGGAAGCAUCAAUUAAAAAGAACAUGAAAAUAGAUACUGGAAAUGAUUCGCCUCAACAUUCUUAUGAAUCAUGCAUUUAUGGACAUAGUACACCAAUUCGGAGAAAGGAUUAUGCACCUGACGUGGAAGAUUCUCCUGAACUUGAUUAUCAUUGUAGUCCAAUAUCACUCCCGUGUACACAAGAUGGUGGUAAUGAAAUUUCAUGGGAUUGGCAGACUCCAAGUACUAAAACCUCCAGUGAAAAAUUUAAAUCGAAGAAUAGUCAUGUUCAAACCCCCAAGAGAAGUAAACAUUUACAAAAGAAAAGAAAUUCUAAUUCUCCUUUGUUGCCAAAACCACUUAAAAGAAAACAAGUGAAGAUGGAAAAUAUAGAAAAUAUUGGAAAAUUAACAGCUGAACUCAAAGCUUUAACUGAAAAAAUGAAAAAUAUUCAAGAGAAUUGUAAUAAUGAUGUUAUUCCAGAUAGAAAUGAUACAGAAUAUGAAUCAGACAGUAAAUUAUUAAUAGAAUUUGACACUGAAAUUAAUAAUGACAUAAUGAUAGAAAUUGUUGACAAUGAUAAAUCAAAAAUAAGUGAAGUUAUUAUGAAUAAUAAUAACAAGAAGGGUUCAAGUUAUGAAGAUUUAUUUGAUGAUUCUAUUGAUGAUUCUAUGGUGAGGUGUAGUCAAGAAAUCGAAGAGAAAUUAAAUUUAUGUAAAAACAAAGGAAGUGAAGAACUAAGUACAAUAAGAGAAGAGAAAGAAACAGUAUCCAUAUGUUUCACAUCUAACUCUACCGACAAUUCUAAAAGUUUCAACAUGUCUAAAAACUCAUCUACUGACACAAGUGGCAAACUAAAAACAUACUCAAAUAAUUCCAGUAAAACAAGUUCAACUUCCAGCUUUUCAUUUUCAAGUUUGAAGAGUACGAGUCUGCAAAAACGUGCUUGUAAAAAUAAUGUUACACAUACACCGGGUGGGAAAUUACAAGAAAAAGAUCUGUCAGAUUUUCCAGAUGAUUCCUUUGAUGACUGUUUAGCAACUUGCAUAGAAGACGACAAGUUAUUAACCAAAUUGUCAGAGUAUGAUUUUAAUAUUUCAAACUCUGGUUGUAACUCAAAUCACUCUAAAAAGAUAUCUAAAGAAACACCUUCCAAUAAUCUACAGGCUUCGAGUAAUGCAAUGGAUGCUGUAUAUAAUAAGAAAUUUAAUAAUUGUAACAAUUCUAAGUUGAUUACCGAUGAUUUGGUAGAUGAAGUUGAAGUUAUAACCGAUACAGAAACAAUACAGAAAUCUUUCCCUGGCAAAACAGCUUUAGAAAAUAGGAAAUUUUUUAAAACGAAAAGUUUAUCAGAUCAAUGUUUUUAUCAGAAUAGAAAUUGUAAUUUAAACAGUAAAACAAGUAAAACUUCAAAUUCCAUUGCAUCAACUCAAAAACGAUUCCAACCAAAUUCAAAUAAUUCUUCAGUAAGUACUACUUAUCCUGUUGUACCAAGUCAGAAUUCUUAUAAAGUUAAUAAUUUUGCAUCAAUUAAUGGCAUGGAAAAUGCGCCUGCAUUUGACAGACUGAAAGGAAAAGAAGAUGGAAACUGUAUUGUUAAAUACAGUUCUACUAGCAAUUUGAGCAACAUUAAAGAAGUUGUGAAAGAGUCCCAGUCGGUACAAUGUACCCCUGCAGAAAUUGAACGUAAAAGAUUGGAAGCAAAGAUGAAACUAGAGGCAAAACGUAAACUGCAACAAAGUGGUCAAAUGACCAGAGCUGUGUCAGAAGUUCCUAGAAAGAAAUCUGUUAAAAGGUGAAAGCAUUCAGUAAAAUAAGUCAAUGAAAUUAA